Molecule: messenger RNA, 4527 nt
Organism: Oncorhynchus masou masou (cherry salmon)
Lineage: Eukaryota; Metazoa; Chordata; Actinopteri; Salmoniformes; Salmonidae
Product: nuclear receptor subfamily 1 group D member 2-like
Exons: 8
Coding region: 578-2506 (642 amino acids)
Biological process (GO): positive regulation of transcription by RNA polymerase II; negative regulation of transcription by RNA polymerase II; hormone-mediated signaling pathway
Molecular function (GO): RNA polymerase II cis-regulatory region sequence-specific DNA binding; nuclear receptor activity; zinc ion binding
Source: RefSeq, a predicted model, not a curated record
CAAAGAAGAAGAAUAGCAGCUCGAGUCGAGAGCUCAACUCGGAACCGUCUUUCAGCAAAUAAUAACGUUCUACUCUUUGCUAUCAGAGCUAUCGUUUCCUUCGAGAAAAUAUAAAUUUGUAUGCUAUAGCUAUUAAUAUGCUUAGGCAUAUCUUUAGCCUUUAGAAAAGAGACUUCAGACGGACAGCUUUUUUGAGCGCUCUACGAAAAAGAAAAAUAUACGGGAUUCCGAACGUUCGAUUCAUUCUGUAGCGAAACAAUUGACUACAAUCUAUUGUUUGAUUCGGGGCGUGUUUUCAACCAAACGGAUACGGUUUAGUUUAGGUGAAUUGUUUGGAACGUUGGUGAACGUCAACUAUCACGACGGGAAAUCAAUCUGAUUAGCAACAGUUGCUGUUGAGCGAUUGCUGUCAUCUCUGAAACUAGUAGGCCUACGUGCAUUUCCCGACUAUUUUCUGAACGCUUCAAUUCAUUGAUCAAAAACAUCAAGCAGUGACGUAAAAAGUUGGUGAAAACAAGAUAAGAAACACGUCAUCAGACUAAAGGUCCAAAUAGGGGGAUUUCAGAAGUCAGAGCACAUGGAAUCUACAAAAGCAGGGGGUGUAAUAGCCUACAUCAGCUCCUCCAGCCCUGAGUCAUGUCAUAGUGACUCAAACGACUGCUACAACUCCUCUUCCCUGCCACACAACUCCUCCCACAUCUGUCGCCAGGGCAAUGUGGUGGACACGCCCCUAACCACGGCAGGUCUCCCACUGGCCCAUACUACAGCAAAGACCAGUGCAAAAUGCAGCAUUACUAAAAUCAACGGCCUGGUGCUGCUGUGUAAGGUGUGUGGAGAUAUUGCAUCUGGAUUCCACUAUGGGGUCCAUGCCUGUGAGGGCUGCAAGGGUUUCUUCCGUCGGAGCAUCCAGCAGAACAUCCAGUAUAAGAAGUGCCUGAAGAACGAGAGCUGCGCCAUCAUGAGGAUCAACAGGAACCGCUGCCAGCAGUGUCGCUUCAAGAAGUGUCUGCUGGUCGGCAUGUCCAAGGACUCUGUGCGUUUCGGCCGCAUCCCAAAGCGUGAGAAGCAGCGAAUGCUGCUAGAGAUGCAGAGUGCCGUGAACAACAUGAUGAACAACAGCCAGCUACACAGCCAGCUCCACGGCAACACACCCCUCCCCCUGGCCAAUCAGCUUCAGGUGCAGGCCUGCCCUGGGGAGCCCUGCCCCCAAGAUGUUGACUCUGGUUUAGGCUCAUCCUCUUCCUCCACAUCUCCCGCCACUUCCCCCGGGUCCAACCAAUCAGAGGAGCCCAAACAUCGCCCAGAGUCUGCAGUCGCCAUGGAUACAAGCCGAAGCCCUAUAUCGGCGUCUCCAAGUGGUUCAGACCGCGGGUCAGAGGAUGGGAUUGGCUCGGUGACCCGGGCCCACCAGGAGUCCUUCAUGUACAAUCAGAAGCAAGGUAGCCCCUCCCCCCAGUCCCAGGCUGAUGCCCAGCCGACCUCCCCGGGGGAGGAGCAACGUGUCAGUAACACUGGAAAGAGGAUAGAGGAGAGGAACUGGAACCAGCAGGAGGCCUGGAACCAGAAGAACCAGAACCAGCAGAAUGACCCGGCCUCAUUCACAGCCACUCAGGCCCACGACCAGGCUCAGGAGAAGCCCACCAACACUGGGCCUCAGGGCCCUGACAGGCACCAUUGCCAGGAGGAUGACAUCACCACCCCCAGCCAUUGCCCCUACAGCAGAGGUACUCCCACCACCCCCACCCAGAAUCACUGUCUCUACAGUAGAGACAGACUGCCCAACAGCUCCCCUAGUGGCUAUUUCCCAGCCUACACCCACCAUGGAGGCAACAACAGCACGAGCCAGGCCACCUCCAACUCCCAUGGAGGAUUCACAAGACCACUGUGGAGCGGGGGCAACAGGAUGCAUCUGCUGUGUCCCAUGAACACAUCUCCACAUGUGAAUCCCCAUAAGUCAGGACAUGGGAUCUGGGAGGAGUUCAGCCACAGUUUCACCCCGGCCGUCAGGGAGGUGGUGGAGUUUGCCAAGCGGAUCCCAGGCUUCAGCGACCUCUCCCAACACGACCAGGUCAGCCUGCUCAAGGCUGGUACCUUUGAGGUGCUAGUGGUCCGUUUUGCGUCGCUGUUUGAUGUGAAAGACCGCACCGUGACAUUCCUGGGUGGUACCAAGUACAGCGUGGAGGCGUUACGAGCCAUGGGCGCCGGCGACUUCCUGACCUCCAUGAUGGACUUCAGCGAAAAUCUGAUGGGGCUCGGCCUUAGCGAGGAGGAGAUGAGCCUGUUCACCACCGUUGUCCUCAUCUCUGCCGAUCGCUCAGGGAUUGAGAACGUGAACUCUGUGGAGGCGCUUCAGGAGACUCUGAUCCGGCACCUGAAGGGCCUCAUCACUAAGAACCACACCAACGAGUCGGCCAUAUUCACCAAGCUGCUCCUCAGACUGCCCGAACUGCGCUCCCUUAAUAACAUGCACUCUGAGCAGCUGCUGGCCUUCAAAAUCCAUCAUUAGACCAGAACCAAGAUCUGAACCUGGGAAGUAUUCAUUAGUCACCAACUGGAACAUUUACUGAGAUGGGGAGGUACCACAUGAACUUGCCCAAUAAUAAAUGCUUGUUUUUUUUGCCCCGUUGCAAAACCUUUUGCUAUGGUGUGCCCUAAUGAAUAUGACCAUGGACAUUGGGUCUGAGGCCUGUGGUUGUGGACCACAAAGCCCAUUUCUCCACCCACCCAGACACACCUCGACCAUCUACACUAAUGAACUAUGAACCCUGACCUCCAAGAGAACCCUCAUCACGCCCCUCACUUCACGUGAUCUUUUCCCUUCACAAACAAGUUGAAGUAGUCAUCAAAUAUGUCAAGAUCAAAGGGGAGGGAGGGGAAAUACUUAAGACUUCAAAGUUAUCGUACUGUAAGGCUGAAAGGCUUCUGUUGUAAUAACAUGAAUGCACACGUUCAGACACAAGCGGAAGAUAUUAUGUUUCUUUGUCUUGUUUCUGUGUGUCCGUGUUGUGUAGGAAGUUUGCAACUGUACAACCUUUAGAGAAGAACCUUUUAUAAAUAUUGUGUAGACGUGUAUUUUUGCAUCGUUGGUGCAAUAUGAUAUUUGAUUAUUUACACUUUUCGUUUAGGUCUUACACCAUGGCUCUCCAACCCUGUUCCCGGAGAGCUACCACCCUGUAGGUUUUUGCUCCAACCCUGUUCCUGGAGAGCCGCCACCCUGUAGGUUUUUGCUCCAACCCUCUUCCUGGAGAGCUACCACCCUGUAGGUUUUUGCUCUAACCCUCUUCCUGGAGAGCUUUUGCUCCAACCCUCUUCCUGGAGAGCUACCACCCUGUAGGUUUUUUGCUCCAACCUCUUCCUGGAGAGCUACCACUCUGUAGGUUUUUGCUCCAACCCUGUUCCUGGAGAGCUACCACCCUGUAGGUUUUUGCUCCAACCCUCUUCCUGAAGAGCUACCAUCCUGUAGGUUUUUUCUCUAACCCAACCCUAAUCUUGCACACUUGAUUCUAAUAAUUAGCUGGUUGAUAAGGUGAAUCAGGUUAGGUACAACUGGGGUUGGAGUGAAAACCUACAGGAAGGUUUCCAAGAACAGAGUUAGAGAGCUUUGUUCUACACCUUGGGUGUAUUUAAAAUAAAUAUAUAUAUUUAUAAUUGUAGGCAGACUAAUCUAGAAUAAUGUUGUGCUUAUUGCCUGAAAUGACAGGGUGAUUCUAAAGGGGGUUAGGGCUCGUUAAUUAAACUCCAAACCAUCUAGUUGAAAGUAAACUGACAAUGAAUGAAUGACUACAAAGGAGGUUUGUCUCCUCUCUAAACUAUAGGUGUUGAAUGACAUUAAGGGGGAUGUUGUUAAAAGCAUAGCUGGACGUAUGUAAUCAGGGUAACCGCUGCUGCGUUACCUCUGUCUCGGUGUGGCCCUAUCUACUCACCUGAGGAAGGGCUUUGAUUGAAUGUUUAUUUGAAUCUCUUAUUUCAAGCUUACGGUUUCAGCUGAUGGUGCUGUGUGUGUUACACGCAUAUAGGAGGUUUGUUGUAAAUUAUAAUGUUCUUGUAAAUUAUAAUGUUCUUGUAAGGUUAUGAACUAACUGAAGUCCAUCAUUGACAAACACGGUCCAGUCACUUAAUUAUUAUAGUGUAUGGUAAUAGACCGCAUUUGUAUGAUAUGAGUGCAAAUGGACAGGAAAUCAAAUGCAUUGAGGUUAUUCGAACUGACAAAGGUUAACGUUGGUAACCAAUAAAACCUAUCGACUCAACACAUCUCCGCUUGAAGACAUUUUAGUUGUUAUUUCCAUGUCAAAAGGAUAAAAUUGUUAGUCAUUUUGGGGGGUGCAAAUUUUUAGGUGACGGUUUCGGUAAAAAAAAUAUCCAAUUAAACUGAGCAAUUUGAUUUUACAGAAACUACUUUGAGUGCUAAUUAUGCAUAUUUGUUAACUGUAUUUAAUUUGUUUAAUGAAAAAAUGUUUUGCACACAUUGAUAUCGUGUCAAAGCCCAUUUGGAAAUAAAUAAUCUAUACAAAAAAUAACAUUCAUAAA